CAGCGAGUGUUGCGCCGCGACGUCUGGCGUCCAGGCCCAGUUCCAAGUUCUUCGGUUGCCAGUGCAGUGAGUUGACUCUCUCAGUGCCGGAAAAACGUGUGGAUUAACCGUGGAUUUUCCGAUCGGACAGUACCGACGCUUUCCGCAGGACGCUGCAGUCCUUCACCGUCGAUCGGCGUCGUCCGAUGGCUUGCGGAUGCGAGCGUGCCAGGCGAUGCUGAGCACUGCCCCCGGGGGCGAGUGCCCCCAGUGCCCGCCGACGGGGGCGAGCCCGUCGCUCGGCCGGCGGCGGCCCGUGUUGCACUUUCCGCCGCCACCGCCGUAUCCACCGCGAGGCCGUUUUCCACAGGGUGUGCCCGCCGCCCCCGCCAGGUCGCAUCCGCCUCCGCCGCCCCCCGCCGGCCACCACCCUCAGGACUACUCGUACGCCUACAACGACUUCCUGGCCGAGCAACGACCCUUCGUUCAUUCCAGGCCGUCGAGCAGGCACCAUUACAUCUCGAGCUACGGGGUGGAAGAGAACAUUUACGAGGAGAUCGGCGACGACCGCUACGAGAACCCGUACAACAACGGCGGCGGCGGCUCUGAGCACGGCAGCGGCGGCCGGCGGCCACCGGCGAUGGCCGUCAGCGAGGAAGUGCGUCAGGUGCAGCGCGGCCACCAGCGGGUGCUCGGGCAGCUCGACCUGGCCAUGGAGGCGCUGAUCAUGCCCGGCGACGUGCUCAACGGGCCCGACACGGACCCACUCGGCCCCGACGACGAGGUCGGGCCCACGGACGAGCUGCUCACCCCCGACUCGGGAUUCCACAGCGGCUCCGGAUACGCCCUUGGCUGGCGGGCCAACGUCUCCCUACCGCCCCCGUCGCGCAAAGACAGCCCUCCGCAGUCGCCAGGACAGAUGCCGCAGCCCCAGUCGCACCGCCGCACCCGCAGCCUCAGGCAGGAGCUCGGACUGCUCGCCAAAAAGAGUUGGAAGAUGACUGGACUCGCUAGGAUCUCCGCAGGCAAUGAGCCUCGCGCUCGGUCGGGCUCUUGGGACGACGCGGCCCACUUGUGCGGCCCCGACAGGGUGGACUCGGGCGGCCCCGUCGCCGCCACCAACCCCGUGCUGCGCCAGGGCAGCUCCGAGGAGAGCUGGGACUCGGCCGCCUCUGACGUCUCCUCCGGCGACGAGAGCGAACGCAGCACCAAGGCGCCCAGCAGUCGCGGCUCCGUCAGCAGCAACCGCAGCAAUGGCAACAUCAAAUCGACGUUUACCAAGGCGCUGACGCUGUGCGAGAAGAAGUGGCGCGAGGGAGGCGGCGGAGGCCGCAACGCGUCCUCCGCGUCGCUGGCGUCGUCAACGUGCACGCUGCCCGCCUCGGAGACCGUCAGCACGGCCGACUCGACAAGCAGCCGGCUGUCGCGCUGGUUCUCCAUCCGCCGCGGCAACCACUAUGACCUGGACAGGCUGCAGGCGGCCGCCGCGGCCAAGAUGCCGCAGCUGCCCGAGGAGGAGGAGGCGGCUGGCUUCUCCUUCCAGCGACGCAUGCAGCCGCCCACCCUGCCGCCCCCGCCGCCUGGCCUCUCCGGCGAGCAAACCAAGCGCAGGCACAUCGUCGCCGCCAUUGUCCACAGCGAAAAUUCGUACAUGGCCACCCUCCAGAGGCUUGUCAAUGACUUUAAAAAGCCUUUGGAGGAAAGCAGCCCGACCAUCCUAAGUGCCAGCAAAAUCAACGUUCUCUUCUUUAAAAUCCCUGAGAUUCUGCAGUGCCACAACUUGUUCCGCGUCGCGCUUGCCGACGCGGUCAAGAACUGGGACCGCGAUGAAAAGCUGGGCGACGUGUUCGUCGCCUCCUUCUCCAAGACUGUCGUGCUCGACGCCUACAGCGACUUCAUCAACAACUUCUCCAUCGCCAUGGACUUGGCUAAGCAGGAAUCGAAGCGAAAAUCCACACUGAAUGAUUUUCUCAGGGUCCAGCAAAUUAAAUCGCACGAUCGGUUAUCCUUCUUCGGCCUGAUGGUCAAACCUGUUCAACGCUUUCCACAGUUUAUUCUCUUCCUUCAGGACCUCCUGAAGCACACACCGCACGGACACCACGACAGAAUGUCUCUGCAGCUAGCGCUGACGCAACUCGAGUCACUGGCCGAGAUGCUGAAUGAGCGUAAGCGCGAGGCAGAGCAGUUCCAGGCCUUCCGUGAGAUGUUACGACACGUGAGCUCCAAGUUUUCGGUGCGUCCGCUGUCGGAUAGCAACCGAUACCUGCUGCGCGAGGACAACGUGACGCAGCUCGAGUUCAACCAGUCCGGCCUGAUCACCAAGUCCAAGAGCAGACGGCUGCUGCUGCUCAAUGACCUGCUCGUGUGUGUGUCCGUGGCGCCAAAGGCCGCCGACGAUUUCAGCAGCACCGAAAGACUGAGCCUCAAGUGGACCUAUCCGGUCACAGACGUCGAAGUCCAGGACACCAGCACCUCCCCCACCCUCAGCAGAAUGCUCACCGCCAGUCUCAACCGAGGAGGAAGUCUUAGGUCUGAUCGGAGUAGCAACAGCGGCGGGGGAACGGGUGGCGUCGAGAACUUGUGUCAAGAAAUGAACGACUUGAUGCACGACUACGAGGCCGUGAGCAGAAUCGCUGAGGUGGCCAGCAGCCUCAGGGGCAACUACAAAGGACUGACCGUGGAGCACUGCAGGCAAAUCAUGGACAGUAUCCAGGCGUCGAUUCAGAAGAAGGAUGACGAGAUCGCCUGGGUCGACUCGUGCUGCCUGCAGUUCACCAUCAAGACCAAACCAGGCAAGGAGGAGCAGUUCACAUUCCAGACUGAAACGCCCAACAUCAAGAAAGAGUGGAGCACAGAAUUGAGGUUGGCGCAAUUAGCUCUAGAUCCAAGUAACUCGCCAGCUUGGGACAUUCCCGAGCAGGAGCGGCGGCCGUCUACCAAAAUGCCUCUGUUCGUCAAGGCUAUCCCAGUCACGAAAUCGCAGUAUCAAACUGAGGUAAGCUGCGGAUGUUUUUACACGGUGAUAACGAUGAAGCCGACGAGACGACCGAGGCCGCAGAGUUACCUGUGGGUGUGCACCACAGACGGAGCUUCCAGCUACAUCACAGUCUACCUGCAGCAGCAGGCAGGGCUGCGGGAGCUCAGUUGUUUGCAUCUAGUCGAGACCAAAGUGACCGCCAUGGAGUUUGUGCCGGGCGUCGCUCAGGGCACAGGACUCUCGGUCGACAGCGUAUGGCUUGGAACCGAGAGCGGAAGAAUCCUCAUUUACGCAGCUCAGGAGCCAGAGAAACAGAUUGAAGUUGGUGAAUGCUUCGCGUCAGCCGCCAUCCAGCAGGCGCGCUACCACUGCGACCAGACGUUCAUCGCGUUGGCCAGCGGCUCGGUGUUGAUGUUCCGGCGUGGCACCAAUGGCGAGUGGAACCUGCAAGAGCCGCAGAGCCUUCUGCUGGGCUCGGAACCCGUGUCGGCCCUGCUGCCGAUUAACAUCUGCAUGUACGCCGCCUGCGGGAAGAAGGUCUGGGUCAUCAACUCGCUCAAUGGAGAUAUGCAGAAGAGUUUCAGCGUGCAGCACGAGCAGGUGGGCAACGUGAACCUGAUGGCGCACUCUGGAAUCGGGCUGUGGAUCUCGCACAAGAACUCAUCGACCAUCUGCCUGUACCACACGGAGACGUUCAAGCACCUGCAGGACAUCAACGUUGCGUCGAACAUAACGCGGGGACUGACAGAGAACCAGAUGAAACCGAAGAACGUGCACGUGACGGCGCUGCUGGCGUCGAAAGGGCUGCUCUGGGUGGGCACCAAUGUGGGCGUGUGCCUGACGAUUCCGCUGCCGCGGCUGGAAGGAGUGCCCAUCAUCAGCGGCAGGGCCAACCUCUCGCACCACGCCCACUUUGGCCCCGUCACCUUCCUGCUGGCGCUGCAGCCGCGGGCGCCGCCGGACGUAGCGGCGCCGGGCCGGCCGUCGGUGAGCAGCAGCUCGAGCAGCGCCAGCUCCGACUCGGAACGCGGCCGCCUGGAGAAGCAGCUCUCUGAAGGGGCCCUGCCGGCGGCCCAGCUGCCGGCCCAGCACGGGCCCAAACUGCGUCACCAGCUUAGCAGCCCCGUGGUGGUGCGGCGGCGGGCCCCUCGCGAGGACCCCGGCCGCCGCGCCUCCAAGACGCUGCCCCGCGGCGCCUUCUCCGGCCUCAACACCAGCCAGGACUGCGACGUCUACGGCCUCUACGGAGAGCUCAUGAACGUUCGCGACUAUGAGGAGGAGUCGCCCGCCAAGGCCGCAGCAGCCGCGGACUUCGAAGCGGCCAUGCGCAAGAGCGGAAGCGACCCUGAGCUCGCUGCCAUCCCUCGCAAGGUGAACACCCUGGACCGUCGUUUGCGGAUCAACAGCAGCCGGCCGCGCUCUCUCGACCUGUCCAACUGGUCGGUGGACUCGCGCUCAUCGUCACUGUACACGUCGUCGGGCUCGGAGGACAGCGUGCAGGUGCUGGCCACCUCGAGCACCAAGCUGGCCGCCGCGUCGGCCGCGGUUCCAGUGGCCGGAGGGCCGGCGGACGGCGGUGUCGGCGGGCCGAAGGUGGUCGUCGACGUGCCUCGCACCGUGAUGACGCUGGUCGGCGGGUGCGGCUACAUCAAUUGCCGACGGCCGGCCGACAAGGCGGCCGUCAAGGCGGCCGGCGGCGGUGUCGGUGUCGAGCUCAACAGCAGGGACGCGCACAUGGUGCUGUGGGAGAUGAAGUUGUGAUACAGUGACGACGGACUGGACAAACAGUGGCUGCCGCCGCGGUGCUCUGCUCCACCCCCGGACGAUGUUCCUGUGCUGUUUUUUACUCUUGAUAUUAUAGUAUAUCGUCAUCUCGCCACUGCUACCUAUACAUACAUACAUGGAUAUAUAUUUAUUUUUAAACGCUGUUGACUCGAUAAGAGUCGAGAGGAGAGAAUGAGAUAGAGAAAGGACGCUCUAUUUAUAAGCAAAACGCUCGGGAAUGGAUUUCGAAUUGAGAUGAAUACGUGCAUGAGUUGAUUUUGUGUCUUCGGUGCAUUUAUCAGACUUUUGUAAUCUUUUGUGUAACGCAUUCGAUGUUGCCUACAAUAAAAACGCCGUUUCAAAUUUACAA
Molecule: messenger RNA, 5090 nt
Organism: Cloeon dipterum
Lineage: Eukaryota; Metazoa; Arthropoda; Insecta; Ephemeroptera; Baetidae
Product: rho guanine nucleotide exchange factor 10
Exons: 14
Coding region: 197-4717 (1506 amino acids)
Biological process (GO): actin cytoskeleton organization; positive regulation of stress fiber assembly
Molecular function (GO): guanyl-nucleotide exchange factor activity
Source: RefSeq, a predicted model, not a curated record